Molecule: messenger RNA, 1808 nt
Organism: Agrilus planipennis (emerald ash borer)
Lineage: Eukaryota; Metazoa; Arthropoda; Insecta; Coleoptera; Buprestidae
Product: cellular tumor antigen p53
Exons: 9
Coding region: 160-1359 (399 amino acids)
Biological process (GO): apoptotic process; regulation of transcription by RNA polymerase II
Cellular component (GO): nucleus
Molecular function (GO): RNA polymerase II cis-regulatory region sequence-specific DNA binding; DNA-binding transcription factor activity, RNA polymerase II-specific
Source: RefSeq, a predicted model, not a curated record
CAUGGCAUUCAUUUGUUGUGUCGGUGAACGAGGUACGAGAAUUCACAUGUUGAGGAGGAAGGGUCAGAAAACAACGUUUUACUAAGUCUGUAAAAUUAGAGGUUUUCCAAGGGUACACUGGCUUUUCAAAAUCCACCAAAUGUGUGAUGUGAUUUGAGAAUGAAAAGUGAAAUUUUUAAUGAAAAUAUCAGGAUGUGUGAAGAAAGUACUCAACCUUUACUAACAGACUCUCAGCAGAGCGAAAUAUUUCGGGAUAUCGAUUUUGCUGCCCUUAGUCCAAACACGAUUUCAAAUCUACUACCAGAUUAUACUAGUGUUAAUGUUAACGAUACCCACUUUGACGUAAAUCCUCAGCAAAAUUUACAAGGUUCCUUUGUAUACGUGCUCAAUAAUGAUAGAAAUAUAUCUUAUCACGAGGAUAUAAAGCAAGAAAAUGGGUAUUCUGAAUCUCUAACACCUUCACCGCCAACUGAGCCCGUCCUCCAGUUACCACCAGUUCCUCCACCCCAAACAACGUCGUCAAUCAUUAGUAACGAAGAUUACCCCGGACCCUUAAAUUUUGAUGUGUUCAUUAACCCUCACCUUGUUCCCGGGAAUAAAACAUGGGUGUAUUCCGAAAAACUGAGAAAGAUUUACAUAGGCAUGGGUAUUUCUUUUCCGGUGGAUUUUCGUUGCAAUCCAGGGAAUCAGGUGUUGUUUGUGCGAGCAACUCCCCUUUACAGUGUCUCUCAAUUUGCUCAAGAACCGGUAAUUCGAUGCAUUGCACAUGCGCAAAGGUCUGAUGGUUCAAAUCAGGGUUUACCUGCUCAUGUUUGGUCUCAUAUAAUUCGGUGCCAUAGUUCAGGGGCUGUAUAUCAAGGAAACGUAGAACAAAAAGAACGUUUGAGUGUUGUUGUACCCUUGGAAAAACCUCAGACUGGAAGUGAUACAGUCAGAAUUAACUAUCAGUUCGUUUGCAAAAACUCAUGUCCUUCAGGAAUGAAUAGGAGACCAAUGGAAUUGGUUUUCACAUUAGAAGAUUAUCAGGGAAACGUGUUAGGACGCACAAAAGUUAAUAUCAGAGUCUGUUCAUCUCCUAAAAGGGAUAGGGAAAAAGAAGAGCGAGAAAGGAUGGCUAAUGGAGAACUCCCUAGUUCAAAAAAGAGGAAGGAAAACCCUAAAAAGCCUACAAACAAUAAAGACGGAAGUGAUAUUAAAAUACAUGAAAUAACGAUUCCUGUUGCUGGAACCCAUAAUGUCAAUAAUAUUCUAAAAUAUGCCUACGACAUAAUGUCGGGCGAUCAAAACCGAUUCAACGUCCAAGAACCUUUUCAAGAAUGCAUGACCAAAAUUACGAAUAUGAUGGGCAAGCAAGAAUAAUUCUGAUUUUUUGCAUGAUAUCAACAUUUUGUAUUUUUUUACUAAACAGUUAUACUAUUUAGGAUAUAAUACGUUUUCGUGGAAAGGGUCUAGCCGAAAAUUGCACUGACGUCUGUUAACGUUCACUAUAAUCCAUAAUUUUGAAAAAAUAUAUAUGAUAUAGUGCUAAACAAUAUCUUCCAUUUUGCGUUGGUUUUAUCCAUCUAUUACAUUUUUUCAAAAAAAAAACUUGAAAUUUAGGGUUAUUAUCCUGUACUUCUUUUAUAAGUGCAAUUAGACCUCGACAAUUUAUUGUAUGAAUGCUUCGGAUCAUAAGUAAUCCAUAAAAAAUUACUGAACAAAUAAAUGUCGGUGCAAUUUUCAUAUGCUUAAACGGCUAGACGACCCUUUCGUUGCCAUACUUUAUGCUUUUUAUUAUGUGGUAUAUUUUUUAUCGUAUAAAAAAGGGC